Molecule: messenger RNA, 1668 nt
Organism: Magallana angulata
Lineage: Eukaryota; Metazoa; Mollusca; Bivalvia; Ostreida; Ostreidae
Exons: 8
Coding region: 43-891 (282 amino acids)
Molecular function (GO): protein binding
Source: RefSeq, a predicted model, not a curated record
UAAAGUUGCAUCUGUGGGUUUCUCGUCGUUAUGUAAAUAGACAUGGCGGACAGAGAUUCACUACAGACAGAGAGUACACAUAGCCAUGACACCGACCAAACACGGGACACUUAUCAUUCCCAUGGUGCCUCUGCAGUUCCCCUUACCAUUGUGUCAGCUUACAAACACUUGCGAGAAUCUGGAGAGGGUGUGAAUAGUCACACAGAGCUUCCCUCUCACCGAUUCCAAUAUUCAGUGUGGCAUGAUCUCAGAAAUGCAUGUCUAACAGGAACACAGCUAAAGGCACCAAGAGUUAGAGAAGGUCCUCCAGAAAAAGACAAAGCAUUUUAUAAAAUGAAAGAUGAGGAAAAUAAGAUAAUUCACCAUUCCAUGAAAGGGUCAGCAAAGACCAACUACCAACAAAAAAUAGAGAACUGGGAGAAUGCCAAGUCAGCAAGCUUUUGUUACCAGGAGUUGAGUAAUAAAUACCAAAGAUCAACUUUCUACAACAUCCUGGGCAGACUGCGCGUAGUGGAACACCUCCAUCUGACACACAAUGAGUUACAAGACCUCAGCUCAUACUCAUUUCCAAGAUGUGAAGUACUCAACCUGAACAACAAUUUCUUGUACUCCUUCAAGAACCUCCCCUCCAUUCCAAAGAUCCGUUAUCUGGCACUAGAGGACAAUGAUAUUGACUCAUUCAAUGGUCUAUCUAAGCUUCGGUCCUCAACCAUUGAAGAACUCAGCCUGAAUGGGAAUCCAGUAACCUUCCAGAUUAACUACAGACCAAAGGUGUUCCAGAUUUUGACUCAGUUGAAGGUACUGGAUGGGAUUCCCAAGCUCCAGUCUGACCUGGAGUUCCAGUCUGAGGAGGGACUGAAUCCGGAAUCGUCGCAGUGUGUUGUCAUGUAGGCGCAGGUCUUUGUAAAUAAACAUCACAUCAAAGACCGACAGCUUUAGCCUCAAAUUAACAGGAAAAAAUCAGGCCAGAAUCCAUUUUACUGUGAGGAGUAUACAUACAUGUACUGUAAUACGCAUACACAUAUACAAUUGUAUAUCCAUUUAUUGUUCACCUCUGUGAUAGUAUACAAACUCAAUGGACUGUGAUAUAUAUACAUGAUCUUACAAAUGAAGAUAAUUAAGUCAUUACUGCAAAAGCAACUUCUUGAUUUUGGUUGUAUAGGUAUUAUGAUUAUUUUAUGAACAAAUUAAUUCCCUACCAAUCAGAUAAAUCAUUAAUCUACUGAAUUUCAUUCCUUGUUGUCAGAUUUUUGUGAUUUUCAAGAAACAGUAAACUUCUAUCCAUUCAUCAACUCUUUUAUAUGUAUUUUUAUACUAUUCCCAUAUUUAACGUGGUAUUUGAUCCUGUACAUUUAAUGAUAUGAACAAAUAUAUACCCAUACAAGUGUAUUUCUUUAUUUCCAAAACUGAUAGUGACUCACAAAGCAGCUAUCACCUUAAUUGACUUAACUUCAUCAAAAAGUAUUCAUUGUUUGUUAUACCCAUAAUCUUAAUUAUCAAGAUGUACAAUGUCAUGUACCAAUAGUUUAUACACAAUUUUUUAUUUGUACAUCUAUUUUAUGUUAUAAUAUUCUUUUUUGUUUCUUGUGACUUGCUGGUCAUGUCAGCUUGAGGAACUUCUAUUACUUUAAUAGUUAAAUACUUGAAAAUACACCUUUAUAAACACAU